Messenger RNA from Gryllus bimaculatus (two-spotted cricket), 3465 nucleotides. The record is from the annotation of a GenBank genome assembly. NCBI's taxonomy places the organism in Eukaryota, Metazoa, Arthropoda, Insecta, Orthoptera, Gryllidae.
AUGGGCAGGUAUAUCAUUGAUGGAGAUGAGCCGUCUUUACCCAAACCAGCCCUAUGGAAAUGGGUGCUGAGAAUUAUCAUUUUACUAUUGCAGCUGGCACCCAUUUUACGAUAUUGUGAUGCAUUGGCUUAUGGCUGCCGUAGUAUUGCUGCAAGCAGAGCAGGCAAUAAAUCCAGGCAGUUGAACAUGUACAGGAAAAUGUUAGAUGAAGAUUCUGAUGCUUCAUUGUUGAGGCUUUUUCACUGUUUCCUUCAUGCAUCCCCACAAGCUAUUUUACAACUUAUAUUUCUUUUCCAUUAUCACCAGAAAAGUUACAGUUCUAUUCAAGUUUUGCAAGGGUGGGCUGUUGUAUGUUCUCUAAUCUCAGUUGCGUGGUCUCUGACCUCAUACCAUAGAUCUGUGAGAUUUGCUCGAGAUGACAAAGAAAAAUUAUCAUGGCAAGGUGCAGUGAUGCAAUUCUGUUGGCACUUAAUGAGUACAGUUGCUCGGGUGCUAGCUUUGAGCCUUUUGGCAUCUUUGUACCCAGCAUGGAUGGGUGCUCUAUGUCUGACUCAUUGGGCUGUCAUGUCUGCUUGGCUGGCAUUGGGUCAUCAACAAACAGCUAUAUGCACCAAUCGUUGUGAAGAGUUACUGUUUAGUAUGGUUCUAGGAUUGGCCUAUGUUUUAGCCUUUAUAGCUCCAAGAGAUGGACCUACAAGAUAUUCAUAUUUGGCAUAUUAUCUUAUAUUCUUUAUGGAAAACACAGGUGCUCUUGUUGUAUGGUGUGUGGCCAGUAGUUCAGUUCAGAAUCCUGUACUGUACUAUGGAGCUGUUGUCGCUCAAACUGUCUCGUUUCUUCUGGCUCUUGGCUUUAUGCUUGCUUAUUACCGUCAUUUCCAUCCUAGUGGAACCUCUCCUACAUUUAAUCAAAACAUGGAUAAUGACCAGGAAAUUGGAAAGCAAUUUGUUGCUGUUAUGUAAAAGGAAUCUCAAUUUCACAUAUUUGAUGUUGGAUUUGUAUGAUGUUUUGUCCAAGAAUUGUAUUCAGAUGUUUUUAGCUCUUGAUAAGGCAGGACGUUGUGAAUGGUAGGCAGUGCAAAAUUAAAUCUGUCCUGUCCAAUUUUAGUUUUUAUUACCAAUAUCAUCAAGAUAUACUUUAUUUAGAAAUAUUUUCAACCAAGAAUCUUUAUUGGGACCAAUUUUAUGUUGGAUUACCUUUGCAUGUGCACAAUUUUCAUAACUAAUUGUAAAGUAUAUGAUUUGGCAUUGUGUAAAUAUUGUGAUUAUUCAAAUAAUAAUUUUACUGUUAUAUAUGUCCAAAUGUGAUGUCUUGUGACACUUGUAUGGUGCAUUUGUAAUUAUGUUGUUUUUUGUUGGUUCAGCAGUACAGAAGUGUACACCUGUGUAUGUAAAUAUUCCAUUAUUAUGCAGGCCUCAAGUGAUAAACAUAGAGAAAAUUAUCGUAUUUACUUGAUUGUAAGCUGACACCGAUUGUAAGCCGAACUCGAGAAAGAAAGAAAGAAAGAAAGAAAAAAAAAAAGAAGAAGAAAAAAACAUAAACUAAUUAUUGAAUUUAUUUAUUUAAACGUAAGAAAUACAUUUGAUGCUUAACACUCUGAGACCACUAAUUUCUUUACAUUUUAGAGAUCAUUGACUCAGAUUCCUCACUUGACUCUUUGUCACUUUUGUCCAUGAAAAGGAAGUCACCUUUGCUGUUGUCAAGGGCAUUUGAGAUUCAACACUUUUUAAAAGCCCUUGCAACAACUUCUCCAGGCAUCAUCUAUCCAAGCGCUCACGUGCGAUAGACUAGCUCAUUUCACGUGCCUUGUGAGCAUGAGCGUUCUGUCUUCUUUGGAGAGCCAGUCCGAGUACAUUUUCUUAAACCUGUCCUUGAAUGGUUCGUUAAUGCACACAUCCAGGGGUUGAAGUUUUGACGUUAGUCCCCCUGGAUUAAUUGCCCAGUUGGUUCCCUCAUUUUUCAACUCCUUUACGGCCUGUGCACUGGUGACUGCACGAGUCGAAAACCAGGAUGCUACGUAACCUCAAUAAAGUGCGAGGGCGACAAUGCCACACCAACUGAACCAAUUGUAACAUCAUGUCUUCAGUAAAUCACCCUUUUCGUUUGCGCGCACAAUGACUCAGAUUUUGGGAGUGUCUUGCAUUUGAACACAACAAACUGAGGUAGUUUAUGUACGUUCUACCGUGUCGGCUGGGUAGCUGACAAAUAAUAAGAUCUUUACAGGUGUCUGAUGUCAACUGUGUUAUAGCAACACGAUGACACCGAUUCUAAGCCGAGGGUCAAUUUUUGAACUUCAAAAAAGGGGAGAAAAAUAUGGCUUACAGUCGGGUAAAUAUGGUAUGUAAAACAUUAAAAUUAUUACUUAGUAGAGUUAUGAAACUGCAAUAUUUUUAGAAAAAGACAUUGGAAAUAGUGGAUGUUAUUUGAUGUUAACCUAACGUGGAGAACGAUAUUUAUAAAUAAUAUUGAAGGUAUGCAGUGCAAGAACAGUAUACCCCUAUUUCAUGUGAUUUAUUGUGUACGAAUUCAGCUUCCAUUGUGUAACAAUACGUUACUUUUUAAUUGCCCAAAUUUUAUUUAUGUGUACUUACAUUUUAACAGUGUGUCAGGUGUUUCUGAUUUUACACAUUUUAUAGGCUACAGAAGAUACACCUUUCAAGUGUUACAGCCCUGGGUGUUUGUGCACUGUACAAUUUUUUUAAAACAAACUUCCAAAAAUAACUUGAAACAAAACCAUUUUCAGAGCAUACAAAUUUAAUUCAACUCUUACAACAAGUAUGAAGUAAAUUGUAACAGCUGUAAAACUAAAAGACUUUGGCUUUUGACAUUCAAAACAUAUAAAAAGAAAAUCUCUAAGUAUAAGUUCAGUAUUUAAUUUUAUUUUCGUAUCAUUUUUUGUUUUCGUACCGUUUCUGUUAAAUUUUAUUUUACCCUAUCUGUUCUAUGUAUUUAGCAAGCUAAGAAAAGAUGACAGUUUUGUAUCGUGUAUUAGUCACCAAUGUUACGGAACCCAUGAAUAUCCUCUUGUUGGGUAACGAAUUAUUCCUAGGGUGAAAAGAUUUAAGAUGAAAACCAGAAUUUUAUAGAUUGCCCUAGAAAGGAAUCAACAGGCUCACAUGCUCUCUGCAACAUGUUAUGCAUAUUGCCAACACAAAUUACCUUGUGCAUAACUCAAAAAUAGUUAGAUUUAGUGCCCGUAAAAUUUAGUUACAGAGACUAAUCAACAAAGUUGCAUGUGUUUUGUGAUGUUUUGCAAGAUAUCUUCAUUGAUCGUUUAUGAACUACCUAGCACUUGUCUUUCAUUCAAGUCUGGGACACAAUGGCAACCUAUGCCCUUGCUCAUGCCUGAAACCAUUGUCACCCACAUGAAGAUGGUUACAUUCUGGCGCGAGUCGCACGAGCAUUACGUUAAGUAACACAUGCCAUAGAUUAAUACUGUAUAUCAUGCAGAAUGGCCAAAGGACGUG